AUGGGUUGUGCCAGCAGCACUCCUAUGAUUGCCACGGCUGGCAGUGAUAUUUUGAAGGCAGCUACACAUGCUGCCUCAGAUGCAGCGAAAGGUGCUGAGCAUGCCGUAGAAGAGGUGGCCGAAAACGUUGGUAAAACGCUCGACAGCGCCAAAGAGUCAGUUGGCACUGCAGUAACAGGUAUUGCACAUGAGUUGGGUAAUGUUUUUACCGAGAAGACCGGUGAAUUAGACACAGCGAAAAAUCAACUUUUGGAACGAUUGCAUUUGGGCGGUGGUGCCACCAAAGCUUUAGAACAUUCAAGUGAAGCAACACUCAAUCAACUGGAUACGGCAGCUUUAGAAGCGGUCGGUCGCGCACCGACACCACCACUCGACUUGGAUAGUUUGAAAACAUCAACACCCGAGCCAGAAAUCGAACAGGCAAUGGCCAAUUCGCAUGAGGAUACACCACCAACACCCAAACCGACAAUUGCAGAACUGGAAAAGUUAAGAGCGGAAGUGAAGCAGACAGCACAGACAACAAUGGCAGCAGCGACAGCGACAACAGUCACGGAAAGUCACCUCGCCGAGGGAAAUCGUGCGCCAGCGGAGGCGUCAAGUGGAACAACUGCGGCCACUGAACCGGCCGUGGACAUUGCUGCUCGGUUGGCAGCGGAGAAACGUCCCGGCACCACCGAGUGGGAGAAACAUGCCGAUCAUCUAUCGAAAACUCGUAAAAUGAAUGAAUUCAAAGGUGGAGGCAAAUUUCGACGUUUUGGCCCGCCCACAGCACCACUAGCGCACUAUCCCAAACCCAUCGAGAAUAUGAAUAUAAAACGCGCGCUACUCGAAGACGACAGCUGCUACAGCGACGCCUAUUACAACAGUCAAAGCAGUCCGACAAAUUCCGACAGUCCAAAGGUACGGCGCGCGCGUCUACCAAUCAACGGCGUGCUCGCCACAAACGCCAAGCGCAUGCAGCGAGAAUUCGCAACAUUUGUAAGUAAUCGCCGCUCCACCACAGCCGGCGCCUUACGCUCGCUCACAGUUUCACCAGCAUUCGGUCGGCGAUUUGACUACAAUCCGCAACGUACGCGUAUCCCAUCACCAACGCCUUCGUUGCUCGCCUACACACGCGCUGGCUACUCCAUGCCAAUGCUGCUGAACCCUGAACUGUUGCCCAACGCACGUACGGCGAAUUGGAAAAGAGGUUUGGCAAGCGUGCGCGUAGUUUCGCCGCCACCACUAGGCGGGCAUGCGUCGCGAGUUAGUUCACUUACAGAUGCACCAUUAGCGACUAAUGCAAUACCACAAACAAAGCUGACAUCGACAAGAGCAUUUGCGCCGCUAAGGGGGGAAAAGAUUGCGGGGCGCACGAGAAUAUUUGGGCAAACGCGCUCUGGCUCACCAGUAAAUAGAAGAUUUAGCAUAACAAAGACAACACAAAACAAUACAAUACAACAAAACACCACAAUACACAACUCAACACAACAUAACAUAACAUAA
Molecule: messenger RNA, 1485 nt
Organism: Rhagoletis pomonella (apple maggot)
Lineage: Eukaryota; Metazoa; Arthropoda; Insecta; Diptera; Tephritidae
Exons: 4
Coding region: 1-1485 (494 amino acids)
Source: RefSeq, a predicted model, not a curated record